UUGAGGGGCCACGCUUUGUGGCUAUAGGGGCCGCAUGUUUGACAUGGCUGUUCUAAAGUAAAGUUGAAAAGCAAUGACAGUGAAGCAUGUAUAUCUUUCAGACAAUUUUGAAUAGGAAACAUAUCAGACAAAUGCUUGCCUUUGCGGACCUUACUGUUGGUUUCAUUUAAACACACGGUAAUAAUCCUAACUAGUUUCAUGGAUGUACCACAUUCAGUGAAAAUGUAUAUUGUACAAUACUUCCCUCCUAUCUGAAUGAUAGACUUGAAGUUUCUCCAGUAUUUUAGAAUGUAAGAAAUUUUAUCAGUAAUUGAUCUGUUAUGUUGACGCCCAGAUUGAUAAUCCAAAAUCAUUUUGUCUACACUCACAGUUCUCUGAGAGAUAUUUGGGAAAGUUUUAUAUAACAGUGGUUGCCUCAAUGAAUGGUGUAGUUUGUUUUAUCACCUUUCUUGUAAAUAUGUAUAAUAGACACCUUCCACUGCUCAGACAGCUCUUGCAUGUUCCAAAUAAGAGUUAAUUUGUUCAUGGAUCUCGGAUCCAUUGGCCAAAUGUGACUUUUUUGGAAGUGUUUGCCAAAUCCCAAGGCAGAGGGACAUUGUGAUAGUGUCUGCAGUUGGUUGUAUGCAUUGUAUAUGGCAACUGUGCAAAUUUGUGUUGCAAAUUAAUAAAGUGAAAGAAGAUAUGAGAAAUAUAAGCUAAUAAAACUGGCUAACAGCUCCUAAGCUUGCCAUUUGUGUUUUACCUUAUAUGUAACUUUGAUGUGACGAUUGUUUGUAUUGUUCUAAAACAGAGUCACAGACAGUCAGACAGUUUUCUAAGUCUUGGAAACAUUUUUUCUUAGCUGUCAUUAAUGAUAACACAUUUGACCCUCUCUUUUCUCUGAAUGCCUUGUGGGUAAAUGUGGAUCCUCUUCAAAGCAGAGAAUUGCCACUUGAUGUGCUCUGUUUGCUAGGAUGAUUAGUAGUAAGGCGGAUAAUUUUGUGACUUCAGGUAAUCUCAUGCCCAUAGUUGAAGUAAUGAAGUAUUUCAACAUGUGAAAAAUAAUACUUUGUGAAACUUCUUAUGCAAAUUAAUAAUGGAAAGCCCGGUGUCAGAAGAAGAAAAUAGGAAUACAGAGAAUGCCGCCUUUGGGAUGUGGCACCAUGUAGUUAUUGUGAUAACCGACGUUUUGGAGGAGCGUAUCACCUCCAUCUUCAGCGUAUAAAAAAUGCUCGAGCGAGGAAUCAGCCUGAACAUGUGGCUGUAGACUGCAGACUGUAGCCACCUGCUCCUUCACACAAAUUCUAUUCUAUUCUGCUCAAAAAUGGUCUUUUGCUAGUAUUAUGUUAAAAGACUGCGAGAAACUUUUAGGACUUGAAUGAUAAAUGAGUCCUUAUAUUUUUCUGUUUGAGUGUGAGGAGUUUCUUAGAUUACUUUAUUGCAUCAGAUCUCAUGAUGCUUAGAAGAGCCAUGAAACCUGGAACAUUCCCAAAAUAUUGAUCAAAUCCAAAUGCACUUUGCCUUAUAAAAUUUAAAUUUUACCUUGUUUUAUAUUUCUUGCAUGUGCAGGAAAUGAAUUAGGUCAGUUUGUACAGUGGUGUAAUCAAUGUCACUGCUACUUGGGUCUACUUCUUACUCCAUUCAAACUUUAAACGCUGGACUUUUAAAAUUGCAGUAGAUUGAGCUGGCUGGAGUUUAUUUAAAUGCCCACUGCUGGCAUACUCUGCAUUUAAAUGUCCCUUCCUGUUAGGACACUUGAACUGAAUUAGAAAAUGCUGUAUGUAAUAUAAUGUUUAUGAUGAAUGGAAUGAACUUGGUUUUUGUCAGCAAGGAACACAGUGUUGCAUAUUAUAACGUUAGAUUUGAAAAUAUAUAGACAAAAAAUUAUGAACUAGUUUUAAUUUUAUUUCUUGUAUGGUUGAUGCAUACUGUAAAAGUCGUUCCCCGCUUCUUCACAUAGUAGUACUGAGUUUUAAAAUCAUUCCUGCGUGUAGCUUUGAAAUAUUUUUUAAUUCUCUGGUGCCAUAAAACAGCUGGAAGCAGUGAAGUCAUUUGGUUCUCUGGUGGCAAGUUUCACAUCUUUGUUACACUUCAGAUAUUCCAGUCUUUUAACUUACGGAAAGAAAAGUGAAAACAUGGCCUUUCAAGAAAGACUAGAGGAAAUAUUCAUUGUUUCCUACUUCACUGCCAAGCCCUGCCAUUUCAGCUUCAAAAGAAUAUUGCCCUUCCUAUGGUCGCAACCAAACGCUUGCAUCACAGCAAAAAUAUAGAGUGCAUUCAGUUUUGUGAGAGUUCAUAGUGAAUUUGAAUAUUGUAGUUUCAUUUUAUCAUGAAAUGGCAAUGAAACGUUGUUUGGAAGAUGAUAAACUUGAAAGGCAAUUGAAAUACAAGAUAUGUGAUGUGGGACUGCGCUUUCUUGGGUGCUUCAAGGAGUUUUACACAAAGGCGCGAUUCAGAUAAUGACGCUUGGGGUUGAAGCCUAUAUAUAUGUUGAGCAGAUAAAAAAAAAGUACGUAUAUUGAAUUUUACUGUAUUAAAAAAUAAAUAUUUAGGAUCGUGCAUACGCUUCUACUAGCGGCUUUUAAAUGUCCGAAUGCACAAAUCAGGGCACUUUGGAUACGACUAUCGUCGUACCAAUCGGUAUAUUUCGGACGUUAAAGGUUCAUUUAUUUACGUUAGGCAAGUUAUGAAGUUAUGCUUAUGAUAAUUAUAUUUGUGGGAUUUGAGGUUCUCACAACGGUCGUUAUCAAGAGCUCUUUCGUCUGGGAAAUACCGUGUAGUCCGUUGAAAGUCUUGUCCACUUUCAGGCUCGAAAUAUAAGCAAAGCAAGAAACCAGAUUGAAUCAGGAUUGUUUCAUAUUCCUUUGAAACGUCCGUUGACUUCUGAUUGGCUAAAAGGCGUUAUAUCGCAACAGACAGAAGUCUUCAUAAUUAUAUUUGUUUUCUGGCCUGACUACAAAAAGUUGCUACAAACCACGUCUCGCGAUUGCUGAACACUCCGUAUUUGGUUUAAAGAACAGUUUGAAAAAUUAACUAAUGGUUAAGGAUGGCCAUUAUAUUUAUGUUCCUGUCAGAAAAAGAAUCGUCUUUCGUUCUGUCAUACAUUCGUACAAAUAUUCGCCAAACCCAGGGCCUGUGCUCUGAACUAUGGUCUGUAUUGCAUUACAUUUAUUGGACAACACGCUUCAUGCGCGUUUCCCUCAGAAACUUAGUAGUCUGUGACAAAUCACAGCUGCCUCCUCUGCCUUCACUACGGUCAUCCGCGCAACGAAGUACGGAUUAAUCUACGAAGUAUCCAUACGCAUGUUAUCUGUGCUCACGUCGAAGAUUGGGAACUCUGUUCAAGUGUGGGGGUCAAGCUGUCGUAUGGUCCUGCGAUUUUAUGCUCUCACGUCUUAAUAUCACGAUAAUAUUCGCUCAGGGCAUUUGUCUCUUUUCAUUUGUAAAGUAGGCAUAGAUGUCGUCUCACAUAAAAAUGGUGUACUCUGUGACAGCAUUAUGCUUUUUGAGAUGUGAAUUGGAUGUGUAGAGGAAACUCAAUAAAUUCCUAGAAUACGAAGAAAUAGUGCCAGAGAUGAAUAAAGGGAAAUUGUAAGAUGGGUAAAGUAUUUAAUUAGGUAUUAUGCCAAAGCACAAGAACAGAGAUGGAACAGUAGAUCUUUGUAGUGUGCACAAUCAUGAUAAGUUUAAGCCCUAAAGAUGAAAGUGAGCAGAUGUUAAAAGAGUGUACAGAAUAGCUGAAAAUGAGUCUUUUUCAUAAGAAGGAGAGAAAGAAAAAAAGAAGUCUUUUGGAAGAUUGGAAUAUAGACUCAGUUCUGCCCGAGAGUCAGGUCUGUUAUGAAGAAGAAACUAUGGAGAAUGGAGAAACUAUAUUGCCAAGCAGAAAUACUGAUGGAUUACAGCCUUUAAGUGAUGGGGACUGCACUCCUAAAAAGCAUAAAAGGAACAAGAGAGACAAAAAGGAAUUCCACAGUACAGAAGAAAAUCAGAAUGCUAGUGUGUCACAGUGCGGAGAAGAGUUGGAAAGAACAGAGAAAGGAGCUCUAUGUACAGUAAAGAAUUUGCCAUCAGAGGGACAGGAGCAGAUUGAAGCCCAAGAAUUAUAUGAAACAUUACUGGCUGAAGCUGAUGAUGUCAAUACAGAAUUGCCAUCCCACAUAAAAGAGAAACUAAAAAGGAUACAAAUACUAGUGCCAUUCGAUGUUCCUCAAUCCCAUUGUGUUGAAACACGUUUUACACAUGUACCUACAGAAGAACAGAAGAGACAGCUAGCUGAUCUUGGUGUGCAGUUAAAGUACAAGAAAUUUUCUUCAUAUGAAGAUGCCAUUAUUUGUAAAAACUGGGAACAUUUCAGCAAAGAGUAUAAUUUUGAAGAUGUAGAACCAUUUCUGUUAUUUGGACAUAAACAUUUUUGCUGCUUGAAGUAUUCUGAACGGAAACAUUUUGUCCAGUAUGUGGGACAUGGCCUUCCACAUCGUACAUUGUAUAGCAUAUAUGCAAGAUUUCAGAUGUUAUACAGGCCAUAUGUAAAAGGAAAGUUCACUGAAGUAGAAGAUGAUGUUAUUAAAUGCCAUGUGUCAAAAGGAAUGGAUAGACAGCCAUUUUCAACACUGUCCAAACUCUUCAACAGAGACAGACUUUCUAUCUACAAGAGAUACAAGUGGCUUGAACGUGAACUUCCAGGAGAACAAGGACGUGUGACUUGGACAUUGCAGAAAGUUGAAAUGGUAAUAAGGAGUCUUUUGAAAGUCACUGGUUUAAAAAACGUGGAAGACCUACGCAAUAGACAUAUUUCAUUAACAGACUGGAGAAAAGUUGAAAAGGACUGUGGAAUUAGAGCGGACUGUGUUAGAGACAUUUGGAGGUUUAAAUUGUCCACACAACUGUUUUGUCCUAAACCAAUAUACUUAAAGGAAAUUAGAAUUAAACUAAUAAAGAGACUUUAUAGAGAUGAUGUCAAGUAUUGGCAAGACAUAAUCUGGAAUGAUAUAGCAACGGAUUUUGGUGUCGGUCCAUUGUUCUUAUGGGCAUUAUUUCGAAAGUUGCUUAAAUCAUGUUAUCCGAGGCAUGACUGGGAAUACUUCAGAUCUCAUUUCAGGGAUAUUAUAAAAGGCUUGAAAAAGCGGUACAUACCAAUCUUGAAAACGAACAGUAGAAACUACCAACUUCAAAGGUUAAGAAUGGGAGAAAAUGGAAACCUGUUUGUUCUUCAAGAAGAUGAUUGUGUGGUGCAUUAAAUUUUCAGACCAAUUUGUACUGUGAAUUGGUAGUUGUUUUGAGAAGGUACCAUCUCUUCUUUUAUGCCAGUGGUUUGCUUCCAUUUAAGAUAUGUCUUUUUUCACAAGUGUUUGUUUUGGUGGUGACAAGAUGUAGCAGAAGUAAUGCUGUGAUCUCUUGAGUAAGAGUACAAGUCACCAUCAUACAAAUCAUUGCUGAAGACUGCAGUCAGUGCUACAGAGACAUUGUUCUUUUUAAUUUUCAACAACAUACUAUUUGGAUGAGCUAGAAAACCAUCAAACAGUUUAAUGCAAGUCACAUGAUUUCAGAUUAAUAAAGUUAAUUAAUUUUUGUUCACACCUA
Molecule: messenger RNA, 5559 nt
Organism: Cryptotermes secundus
Lineage: Eukaryota; Metazoa; Arthropoda; Insecta; Blattodea; Kalotermitidae
Product: transcription termination factor 1
Exons: 8
Coding region: 3723-5216 (497 amino acids)
Biological process (GO): regulation of transcription by RNA polymerase II
Cellular component (GO): nucleus
Molecular function (GO): RNA polymerase II cis-regulatory region sequence-specific DNA binding; DNA-binding transcription factor activity, RNA polymerase II-specific
Source: RefSeq, a predicted model, not a curated record